Grosmannia clavigera kw1407 is the source of this 4161-nucleotide messenger RNA. Its product is annotated as WD repeat protein. Gene Ontology annotation, molecular function: protein binding. NCBI's taxonomy places the organism in Eukaryota, Fungi, Ascomycota, Sordariomycetes, Ophiostomatales, Ophiostomataceae. Gene Ontology annotation, biological process: positive regulation of TOR signaling. The transcript has a single exon. The record is from RefSeq and is a predicted model, not a curated record. Bases 1 to 4161 code for a protein of 1386 amino acids.
AUGCGCAAGCUGCUGAGCAAGCCGACGACUUCGCCGCACGAGGCGUCAGGCGUAGGGCUAGCGGCAGAUGGAGCAGCCCCAGGAGGAGGUCCCCCUCCGGUGCUGCUGGCAUACCGGCCUGCAGGACGGCAGGACGCGGUGUACCAGGCGGGGGUGCCGAUCUCGGCGCUGGACCGGUCGCCAGACGGACGGCUAGCAGUGCUGGGAGGGCGGCACAUUCUCAAGACAGUCCGGCUGGAGGGACUGGAGGUGAAGGAGGGGAUCGAUUUGCGAGCACUGAUCACGGCGCAGCAGUCGGCAUCAUCACGGACGGGGACGACGACGGCAUCGAUGUCGGACCAGCUCUCGAUCCGGGACGUGAAAUGGGGGCGAGGAGCGAACGACACGCGCAUCUUCACGGCCUGUCUGGCGGGCAAGAUCUUCCAGUACGAUCUCGGCCGGCUAGGAACGAUGGGAGGCGGGACGGCGACGACGACGACGACAGCGACAGCAGGCGGAGGGCGAGCAGGUGGAAACAACAGCAGCAGCAGCAGCGGCAAUACCAACGGGGGGGCGGUGGACUUUGUGCUGACGCAAGAGGACUCGCGGCAGAUCAACACGCUGGACAUCAACCCGCACCGGGGCUCGUUGCUGCUCUCGGGCGGACAGGACGGCGUGGUGCGCUGUCUGGACAUCCGAGCAGCAAUUGCCUCACGGACAGGGCCGACAUUCCGGUCUGUGCAGGCGUUCCGGUGCAAUGCAGACAGCGUGCGCCGGGUGCAGUGGUCGCCACGCGACGGGUUCUACUUUGCGUGCGGGACCGAGCAGGGCGUGGUGCUCAAAUGGGACAUCCGACGGGCAACAGGACCGAUUCUGCGGAUCAACGCGCACGACCGGGCCUGCACGACCAUCUCGUGGCAUCCCGACGGCGAGCACCUGCUGAGCGGUGGCAGCGACAGCAAGUGUCACGUCUGGGAUGUCUCGCGCACAGCCGACAAGCGACAAAAAGCACAGCACUCGCUCAUGACGGCCGAACCGGUGGCAGCGGUGGCCUGGCGACCGGCCCAAUGGUCGGCCUCGAGCCAGGGCUUGCGGGCAGCCCAGGUGGCCGUGUCCUACGAUGUGGCGGCGGCUCCGAAACGUGGUGGCACCGGCGCCGUGCACGUCUGGGACCUCGCUCGACCUACGCUGCCGUAUCGUGUCGUCGAGCACUUUGGCUGCUCGCCCAUGGCCCUUCUCUGGACCUCGCCCGAGCUGCUCUGGACGGCCGGUCAGGAUGGCCUCUUCUCCCAGUGCGACGUCGCCUUUGCCGCCCGCGUUCUCGACCGUUCCGCCGUCUCGACCCUCGCUUUUUCCGCCCGUGGCGAUGUCCUCACCUUUCUCGACGAGCGUCCGCCCAUGCGGUCACGCCUCGUCACCGCUGCUGCUGCUGCUGUCGCUGCUGCUGCUGCCAAUACCCCUUCCACACCCUCCACGCCCUCCACGUCGGCUGCUACCACCAAUACCACGGACUCUGACGACGACGGCCUCCGCAGCUUCCUCACUCCUCGACGUCGUGGCCGUCGCCUGCGCAAGCGCCGUGCCAGCUCCAUCCAGCCGCUUCUCAGCGGUUCCACACCUCCGUCCUCGGGCCAGCAGCAGCAGCUGCACACGCCCGACAGCAACAGCAGCCACUACAGCCACGGCAACAGCAACAAUACAAAUACAAACACUGCCUCUGCCCAGCCGCCUGUCCUCUCGCUCGAACAAGCCCUACGGGCUACCGGCACUUACCGGCCACAGCAGAUCAUGGCAGUUGGUCACGUGCCCUCGGCUGCCCGCCAGGACGUCUAUGGAUAUCUGGCGUCGCACUACCUAGACGCGCUGAUUGAUCAUGGCGGCAUUCCAGGUGCAGCUGUGACGGUCGACAGGACUGCAGCUGCUGCCCCUCUGCCAGAGCGUCUGGCCGUCAUCCUGGACUGCUAUGCGCGGGCAGCUGAGGAGGUCAGCCAAUUCCGCCUAGCUCAAGUGUGGCGCAUCCUAGCCUUUGCCAUGGACCUGCUGCUGCGACGACGGGCUGAGUACCACCGGGAGCAGCGGUUGUUCAAAGGCCGCAGCGACAGCGAUGACGCAGUCAAGACGACGGUCACAACCGGAAAGAACGGCGGCCUGCUGACGCCAACUGCCGUGACGAUGUCGUCGACGCGCUCGCUGCUGACCGAGGAGAUCGAGAGCACGUCCAACAUGCCGACGCCACUGGCCCGGCCAGCACAGCCAACACAGCCGGCCGGUGGUCUCAGCAGCAACAGCAGCAGCUAUCCAGAUGGUGGGUUUACCCUCCCGGCCGCAGCCCACCACGACUACAUGGCCAGUCUGCCACCGCGCCGCCAUCUCAGCUCGAUGCCCAUCUCGGAAGCCAGCCAGGGGAGCGACAACACGCACGUGUCCAGCCUCGAGGGAUACGACUUUUACGACACCGAGGUGCUAGCACGGGCUGUCGACGUGCCACGCUCCUCGGCCAGUCGACCGCCAGCCAGCAGCCGCAAGGACUCGACCGCGUCCAACUUUACAGACGUGCAGGAACAGCCGCCGCCGCCGCAGCAGCAGCAGCGUCGCCCGAUCGUCCGGCAGGACUCGGAGCAGAUCUUUCUCAUCUCGCAGAUCUCAGACGACCGGCCAACGCCAGCAACUUCGGUCCCGAAUCCGCCGACACCCAUGUCGAUCGUCGGGCGGCCACGCGAGUCACUGCGGCCGUCGCGGCUCGUCCACCUCAACAAGGCGCUGAUGGCGCUCGAAUGGAGCGGCUCCGAUCUGGCCUCGUCACCAACGCGUGACUGGGCCGGCUCGGCCGCCCUGGAAGACGACACGUACUACCCGUCGGCCACGCAGGACACGGCGAGCAGCGGACCAAAGAUAGACAGGACAGAAAGGACAGACAAGACAGACAAAACGAAAAGGCUCGACCAGACCGACCAGACGAACCCCAACGUCAUUACCGAAGACGAUUACCUCGCCUGGCCGGACGACCCGCCCUUUCCCUUUGCGCUGUCGAGCACAACCACAGCAGGCGGGGCAGAUGUCGGCGUGGAAGCCGCGCGAGCCGAGCCGGACGUCAGCCCGGCGCUGAACCCGUACGUGAUCGUGCGGCGGGCGCUGGCGUUUGAGACCCGCACGUCGCCGCUCAACGCGUCGGCCAUGGUCCUGCUGCUGCGGCCGCUGGUGCCGGCCGACGUGAUCGACCCGCUUCAGGCAGCCGCCAUCCUGCGCCAGCACCACGCCCGGCUGAUGGGCAUGCAGCUCUUCCUGCAGGCUGCUCUGCUGCGCAAGCUGUUGGGGGCCGCCGCCAGGCCGACGCCCCUGCUGACCGACGACGGCGAGACGGCCAUGUACAAGGCCAUCACGUCGCAGGCCCAGCACGGUGUCGCUGUCGGCUACACCUGUCCGCAGUGCCAUAAGUCACGUGACCCGACCGUCGCCGUGAGCCUGUGGCGAUGUGAGCGCUGCGGCGCCGUCAUGGGGCCCUGUGCCGUCUGUGGCCACCGCGAGGCCUCGCCGCUAGGCGGACAGGGACAGCCUGACGAAGACGAGCACGAGCGCCCCAUGUCGACCUGGUGGCAUUGUGUCGGCUGCGGCCACGGGGGCCACUCGACCUGUCUGGCACGCUGGCACGGAGACGGACAGACGACAACGACCGAAUCGGAUGACCUCUCCGACGGCUGCUGUCCGCUCGACGGCUGCGGCCACGCCUGUCUGCCGGGCCGCUGGCGCGCCGAGACCGCGCUAUGGCGCAGCGAAGAGCUCUCCUCGGCCGUCCGAGAGGUCCGGGAGGCCAGAGAGAGGGAGACUGGCGAGUCUGCCGUGCUCUCGCCCCUGGGAGGCAAGUCGUCCACCUCGGCUUCGGCGCCGUCGCUGCUGCAGCUGGGCGGUGCAGCUGAGCGCGAGAGGGAGCGCGAGCGGGCACGAGACCGAGACCGAGAUCAAGACCAAAACCAAAACCCCAAUCCAGGCCGAAACUGGAACAGAGACCAGGACGUCCGGGCAGACGGACACGAAGUGCACCAGAGCAGGGCCGUCGACGUCGUCCGCGACUCCUUGACCGCCAGCCGAGACGGCACCCGGAUUCUGGGGACAAGCCCGGGACGGUAUGGCGGUGAGCCGAGAGAACGCGAGCGGCGCAAGAGCGUCAAGUUUGCGCGGGAGUAG